Molecule: messenger RNA, 3799 nt
Organism: Chara braunii
Lineage: Eukaryota; Viridiplantae; Streptophyta; Charophyceae; Charales; Characeae
Source: the annotation of a GenBank genome assembly
GGACUUACUUGUUAGAACCUGAAUGUAUCUGCUCCGGAAUAGUCACCAAUUAAUUAUUUAUUUAUUUUAAAUUGGUCUGUGCACCUCUGUUGCGGUAGGCAUCUUGAGUGACCUAGUGUAGACGGUGCACAGUGCUGUAGCAUAUGAGCGACAGGGAGGACACACCACCAGACGACCGGAUCUUGCGAUCAGCUAGACGCCCGAUAGCCCACGUGUCCUUAGGACUGGAGGGUGAUAGGAUUCUGUUCCGCCAGCUUAGGGAGAGGCAACAGCAGCAGAGGAUAGCUAGAGCAGCCGAGGCCAGCAGGGCUUUCGCUAGCGAGGCCGCUGCUACAGCAGCCAUGGCCACUUCCGCUAUGGUCACUUGUGCGCAGCGGACUUCCCAGGCGAGCAGUUCAGGUAUCGUCCGUUCAACGGUCACGCAGAUCGUGAGUCAGUCCACUGGCGUUAUGGCAAGCCAGGCAGUAGUGUUGAGCCCAGAGGAUGUCGCCAUCCAGCAGGAAGCCCUGCAGGAGGCACAGUUACAGCAGGCAUUACGACAGAUAAAAGCGGAGAAGGAAAACAUGAUUAGAAGAAGAGCCAGGAUUGUUCACCCAAACUCCGUGCAGGUUGCAGUCACCACGCAGCCUGUGCAGCCGCAGGGCACACAACCUCAGCAGCUAGCACAACAGCCUGUAUCACCGGGUCCACAACCCGGAGUGGUGCAGGGACCGGGACAACCACAGUGGGUUCCAAAGACGGCCAUCGCCGCUCUGAAACCCUUCACAGGGGACAAGAGAGGCGAAGACCUCGACACGUGGUUGAGGGCAGUGUCGGUCUACUUCAGGUGUAAACUUACCUUGCCGCACGAAGAAGUGAUUGUGGCUGCUUCCUACCUAGAGGGUAGUGCAGCAAGAUGGUUGAGUGUUUUAGUGCAGCUCCAGGGGUAUGGUCAUGACUUCCACGCUUGGGCGGUCACCCAGAAAUUGGAGGACUUCCUGAAGAUGGUGGAGGACAGGUGGCACGAUCCUCAUGAGGCCCAAAGGGCCACUGAUGCGAUCCUGACACUGCACACGCGGCAGUUCAAGUCAGUAAGGGAAGCCACCGACGCUGUUGAGCGUCUGAUCUGCGUCCCAAGGGUGCGCUAUGACCCCCAGGUCUUACUUACCUCGUACCUGAGAUGCUUCUCUUUGCCUCUCAGGAACCAGUUGGCAAGGGAGGCCAACAUCAAUAUGCACAACUUCCCUUCGUUCAGCAAGAUGGCCCUAGACCUCGAGGCUAAGAUAGGGCAUGGACAGACACUCACUACGGAUGGGAGGAAGAAGACACUGCCUCCUAACUGGAAGGCGAAGGGUCGCUUAAUGUUUGUCGAUAAUGAUGGUUCCACUAUCGAAGUAGACGAACACUUCCAGGAGGGAGUAGGUACAAAGGCGGGCAGCGUAGAAACUUCAGAGGGUGGAGUGGUCGCUGUCGUAGCUCAAAAAGGAAAGGCAACUGGUAGACGCUGUGGAGGUUUCCGGUCUAGGAGUCAAGUUGACCCCAAUGCUCCUCCAUGGGAGAAAGCGGGUCUUACACGUGUGGAGAGACCAAUACUCACGACAGGUUUGAAGCUCGAUGACGCGAAGGUGGCAAACAUUCGUGAUUGGCCAUGUCCUCAGUCUGUGACUGAGAUGAGAUCUUUCUUUGGAAUGACAGGCUACUAUAGGACUUUCAUUAAGAACUACAGCAUAGUGGCUGCUCCUCUUACUGAUUUGACCCGCCUUGACACCCCAUGGGAGUGGACAGACGAGUGCGAGGCAACUUUCAGACAUCUGAAGCAUGUGUUGACGCACUACGAGGUCUUGAAACUUCCUGAUCCUGACAAGCCGUUUAUAGUCACCAUGGAUGCCAACCAAUAUGGCAUUGGCGCCGUGCUCGCGCAGCAGGAGGGGCCAAAGUUGAGGCCUGUAAAGUACAUGUCCAAGAAAAUGUCGUCUCAAAAGUUGGCAAGUCUACCUAUGAGAAGGAACUCUAUGCGGACUGAUCAUCAGACCCUGAGAUGGAUGAGAACCCAGCCUGUGCUUUCUGACGCACUCAAGCGUUGGAUCGAAGUCAUUGAGCAGUAUGACUUUGACCCUCAGUAUAUGAAAGGGGAGUACAACAAGGUUGCGGAUGCCUUGUCACGUAGACCUGAUUUCUCAGGUGCGCUGAUUACUGAGUUCGAUUUGACGGACCAUGUUACUCAGUCCUUGGUGGAAGCCUAUCGCGAGGACCAGUUCAUGUCUGAGAUCAUACGCAGACUUAAGGCAAAGGACAAGAAGACCUCUGCCGAGUUUGAGUUGGUCAAUGGCUUGCUGUUCCUUGAGAAGGCAGGGAAUAAACGAUUGUGUGUUCCCAAUAGCGAGUCUUUGCGUAGUUUGUUUUUAGGUGAGUGUCAUGAUGCCACCGGCCAUUUUGGGUAUAAAAAGACCGCAACCAACUUGCUGCAGUGGUUAUGGCGGCCCACGAUGAUGCGAGAUGCCCAGCUGUACGUUGAGACUUGUCAAAUUUGUCAACGGGACAAGCCACGUACUCAGGCUCUUCUUGGGCUUCUGAAGCCCCUUCGGAUUCCGGAACGGCCUGGUGAGAGUCUGUCCAUGGAUUUCAUGGAUACUCUGAUCACUAGCAAGAGUGGGAUGCGUCACAUCUUUGUCAUUGUGGAUAAAUUUAGUAAGUAUGCUAGGUUAAUAGCAAUGCCGGAAACAGCAAAGACGGAGUACGUGAUUAGAAUGUUUAAAGAGAACUGGGUCAGGGAUUUUGGCCUACCGAAAUCCAUAAUCAGUGACAGGGAUGUCCAAUUUACCAGCGAACUGUGGAAGGCCGCUGCUGCAGAACAGGGAACUCAGUUGCAAAUGACUUCUGGGAAUCACCCAGAGGCCAACGGCCAGGCUGAGCAACUGACCCGCGCUGUACAACACCUGUUGAGGCAUUACAUCAAGCCCAACCAGGUGGACUGGGAUGAGAAGUUUGCACUCAUCGCCAGUCUGUAUAACAAUGCGGUACACAGCGCCACCGGGGUGAGCCCGAACAGUUUGCUACUGACUUUCAAGCCUAGACUACCCUUGGAUUUUCUCCUUAAUGAGAAUCAGUCGACAGCUGCACCAGGUACCUUAGAAUUUGCUUACCGCUAUGAACAGAAGAUGCAGCAGGCUGAAGAACAGAUGCAGAAGGCGCAGGCUGCAAUGAUAGAGUCUGAAAAUAGACACCGCCGACCUUCUACAUUUCAAGUUGGGGAUAGGGUCUGGGUUAAGUCUUCAGAACUGGGACAGGAGUACGGGAUCUCCCGCAAACUCAUGCCCCAAUACUUUGGACGUUGGGAAGUCUUGGACAUCGUCGGGAUAGAUCCGGAUGGGCCAUCUUAUGUUAUCCGGAUCCUUGGUCAUCUCCGUACUUACCCUAUCUUUCACGCCUCCAAACUGGCACCUUUCAAAGAGACUGAUCAAUUCCCAUCUCGUCGCUCAAUGCUGCCCCCAACCAUGGACGGAGAGGUGGACAUUGAUGACGUCGUGGAUCACAGAGAGUUGCCGGUAUCAAGACCAGCAGGCAGGGGACAUCCUCCGAAACCGAAGCUGCAGUACCGUGUUUGGUUCCGGCAUCACACUGAUCCGAAGGAGGACCGCUGGUUCACCAGGGAAGAACUCAUGCAGACCGCUCCUCAAGUUGCAACUCAAUACGAAAGAUCUCUGCAGAAGGGAAAUCGCCCGAUGGUUGAAGACUGAGCUUCUCAGAGGACUGUUGAAGCUAAGGAGGAGGGAAUGCGAGGCCACUGCCUCUAUGAGCCCCAUACGGCCCCAUUUUUGCA